CCCUCCCUUGCAUAGAACCUGACGAGAUUGAGACAGAGAGAGAAAGAUGAGUGAAGAACAGCAACAGGGGAAGAAGCAGAUGGAUGCGAAGGGAAAGGAGGAGCUUCCGCUGGAGAGCAGUCCGUACGUGAACUAUUCGGAUCUGGAAGACUACAAGCAGAAGGGUUACGGAACUCAAGGCCAUCUCGAGCCCGUCGAAAACUCUCGCACCGGCGGCGCCACCGAGGGACCGACCCUCUCCGGGAGCGACCUGUCUCGUGCUCAGGCCGAAGCCGUUGAAAACAAGAAUCGCCAUGGCCCCGUCUAGUACUUAUACUCUUUCUCAUGAUUGGUGCAAUAAGUCUUUUAUAAUUUCCGUUUUAGUGGAUUUUUUGUGGGGUCAAGCUUAUGAACUUGUGUGAUUUGGUAUAUUCCUUUUUAUUUGCUGCUUUUGAACUUGUAAUAACGCACAUGCAAUUUGGGCACUAAUUUCGUGUUUCAUGACAUGUGAAUGGAUUUAGGGUUAUAUGAA
Molecule: messenger RNA, 511 nt
Organism: Dendrobium catenatum
Lineage: Eukaryota; Viridiplantae; Streptophyta; Magnoliopsida; Asparagales; Orchidaceae
Exons: 1
Coding region: 47-307 (86 amino acids)
Source: RefSeq, a predicted model, not a curated record